GCUCGGGUUCUGGGCUGUUCCGCCUAGGCGACCUCUAGGACUUCCCGCAGGCCUUCACCGAAGUGCGCGUUGGAGAUCCCCUCGCCCUCAGAUCUCAUCCCCGGCCCGGCUCCCCUGCCUUUUUCCCGCUAAGCAGCUCUGCUCUGCUCGGGGACGCGUUCUGCCCAUGGCGGGGGCCGCCCCGACCACAGCCUUCGGGCAGGUGGUGAUCGGCCCGCCAGGCUCGGGGAAGACCACGUACUGCCUGGGCAUGAGUGAGUUCCUGCGCGCUCUGGGCCGGCGUGUGGCCGUGGUGAAUCUGGACCCGGCCAACGAGGGGCUGCCGUAUGAGUGCGCUGUGGACGUGGGGGAGCUGGUGGGGUUGGCUGACGUGAUGGACGCCCUGCGGCUGGGGCCCAACGGCGGCCUGCUUUACUGCAUGGAGUACCUGGAGGCCAACAUGGACUGGCUGCAUGCCAAGCUGAACCCUCUCCGCGACCACUACUUCCUCUUCGACUGCCCUGGCCAGGUGGAGCUCUGCACGCACCACGGCGCCCUGCGCAGCAUCUUCUCCCAAAUGGUGCAGUGGGACCUCAGGCUGACUGCUGUCCAUCUGGUGGAUUCUCACUACUGCACAGACCCAGCCAAGUUCAUUUCAGUACUGUGUACCUCCCUGGCCACCAUGUUGCAUGUGGAGCUGCCUCAUGUCAAUCUCCUCUCCAAAAUGGACCUCAUUGAACACUAUGGGAAGCUGGCCUUCAACCUGGACUAUUACACGGAGGUCCUGGACCUCUCCUACCUGCUUGACCACCUUACUUCGGACCCAUUCUUCCGCCACUACCGCCAGCUCAACGAGAAACUGGUGCAGCUCAUCGAAGACUACAGCCUGGUCUCCUUCAUACCUCUCAACAUCCAGGUACUGGGGACUAGGAGGCCUCUUCCUCCUGGCUUCCCCCGUGCCUGGGACCUCAUCACGUCCAGGGACAAGGAGAGCAUCCAACGAGUGCUGCAGGCUGUGGAUAAAGCCAACGGCUACUGCUUCGGGGUCCACGAGCAGCGAAGCCUGGAGGCCAUGAUGUCUGCUGCGGUGGGAGCCGACUUCCAUUUCUCCUCCACCCUGGGCAUCCAGGAGAAGUACCUGACACCCUCGGACCAGUCAGUGGAGCAGGAAGCCAUGCAGCUGUAGCCACGAGCUGGGCCCUGAGAGCAGGACUCAUCACCACAGCGCUGGGGAAACGGACGUUCCCAGUGGGCAGCAGGCUGCAGAGCCAAGGGCAAGUCCUCCCAGCCAGACCUGGGAGGCUGGCGAGGAGACAGUCAGCUCUGCAAAGCCCUGCUGGCAAGAAAAGCCAAGCAUGGCAUCACAUAGCACUGAGCAGGGCACCCACCGAUGCCCCCGGUGCUCGUGAGCUCUGGGCCCUGCCACGAGGAACGUGGAGCACUGGCCCUACUCAGACAAGGAUGGAAUGUGCUUUACUACAAUACAAGAGUUUAUUUUCUACUUUCUGUGGCUUCCAAACUUUCUUUGACCGUCCAGGUCCGGGGGUUGGAACAGAACAAAGAAUGUCUCUCUCUUUCCCCUCCAGUGGCUGCCUUUCCCCCUGAGUCCUGUUUCUUCCUAUAGGGCAGGCAGUGUUUCCCCCAGAACACAGCAUCAUACUAGAGGGUUGACACUCAGUGUCCGAUCUUGUGCUUUUGUUAAUCUUUCAUUUUAACAGAGAGUUAGCCCCAGGCUUGAGCCCUCGCAGGCAACACUUUCUAGCUAGACUUUAAACACAUUGUUUUAUUUUCAUUGUAUUUAUUUUACAGUUUUAUUCUAUUUUUGGCAAGUGCUACUAGUUUUCCAUUUAUAGUAGUGAGUAAAAGCUUACUUUAAAAAUGAAAUUAUUUAUAUAAAGUGAGUCUGUUUAAAGAAAAAAUAUUAAGUAUAUAAUAUGACAGUUUUAUGAGGGUAUGGUAAAAAUUGUGCAGAUGGCUUAAAGUUGAAAAAUACUGGAGCUUGCUUGCUUUGCUCUUGCAUCCGGUUGAGUGCAGUUUAUAUUUUCAGCCAACAGGUGGCAGCCCAGGUUCACUUUUGCAGUUGUAGCGUGGCGGCAGAAGGUGACAGAUGGACUAGGGAAGGCUGUUGUGCCAGAAGUCUUGUCUGCAGAUAUUCAGGCCCGUUAACACAUAUGAAGGGCUUGGCAUUUUACAAAGUGCUUUCACACACAUGGUCCUCCUGUGGUUCUCACAGCAGCCCCUAGAGAUAGACAAGAUGAGGAAUGUUACUAAGCCCAAUUUUACAGUGAGGAAACAGUAAGCUGAGUUUGAACUUCGGUUAGCCUGGCUGUCUCAUAGCCCACUUUGCUGAUUUCUUAAUUGCAUGUGUCCCACCUUUGAUAUACUUGCUGGUAAAAAGUCAACAGUUCUUAUCCCCAGGAUUUUGUAGCCAACCAGGAGAAAGAACCUACGCAUCUGGAAAGCACGGCUUCAGUAAAUCAAGGGGAAGAUCGUUCACUGGUGGUUUGGGCAGUUGAAGAAUUCAGUUUAGUAAAAUCUAUUCUGAAGUGGCAUUGAGAUGGGGGUGACUCAGCUUUGCCUCCCAGUUUUGAAGGCAGAAUAGUGAGGGGCUCUGAGGAGGCUCCUGUGACUGAAACAGUAUGAAAGCAGCGACCUCAGCUCCCACGCCUGGCUGUACGGAGGAUAAUAACUGGGUGCUGCUCCCAUAGCCUCUUUUAUCUGAGGAGUUCAAAGCACCUCAACCCUAUUAACACCCUGCACAGUAGGUGGGGAGUAUCAACUGAGCAAGCCAGGGAAACUGAGGCCAAGAGGCACAGCCUGGGGCUGGCUGUGAGUCACUUAUGGAGGGAGCCCAGGAAUCCUGACGCACAGGCUGCUGGACAAAUCCUUCAUCAACCAGGGCGUGAGGUGGGUGCUGUGGUCACAGAUUUUGAUGUGCAUCACUCACAGAGGUCCUUGCUGUCACCAAAGCAAACCGGGCAUGGGGCUGGACGGCAUCAUUAGAGCUUUAUGACCUUGUAUCCAAACACCCUCAGCAUUUAUUCUCUGCAUUCAUGGAGUGGAGAAGGAUGAGAAAUAAUCCAAAACAGUAUUUUCAGGCCUUGGUGUGACAACAAGGGUGU
Trichechus manatus latirostris (Florida manatee) is the source of this 3101-nucleotide messenger RNA. RefSeq names its product GPN-loop GTPase 2 (gene GPN2). The record is from RefSeq and is a predicted model, not a curated record. The transcript is spliced from 5 exons. NCBI's taxonomy places the organism in Eukaryota, Metazoa, Chordata, Mammalia, Sirenia, Trichechidae. The coding region runs from base 167 to 1165 and encodes 332 amino acids. Gene Ontology annotation, cellular component: cytoplasm. Gene Ontology annotation, molecular function: GTPase activity.